CAAUUUGCAGAAUACUAACUUUUGGGGACCCGUUUACACGACAUAUUUCGCUAUACCACAUUUAAAGAAAACCAAAGGAAAGAUAGUAGCUGUCGCGUCGCCUGCUGGAUGGUCUGGAGUGCCAAGGAUGAGUAUCUACGCUGCAAGUAAAGCAGCUAUGAUAAUCUUCUACGAGACUCUUAGAAUUGAGCUUGGUCCGGAAAUUGGUGUGACAAUCGUGUUUCCAGGACUAAUUGAAAACGGAAAUACAAAUCCGGAUCUUUUGGCUGAGAAACAAGACUGGUCGCAAGUUAUUGCUAUCGAGUCAGCAGCGGAAUGUGCCAAGGCGGUUGUCAAUGGAAUCUGCAGGGGAAAGACCUUUCUGGCAGAGCCGUCGUGGGUCCGAGUUCUCUUCUGGCUUAGUAAACUCUGCCCUGAGCUGUUAAUCUCUAAGCCUAAAAGAAAAUGAGCAGUUGUAUUGUUAAACAAUGAUAUUUGUUCUAGUUAAAAUCUACUCAUCAUCCAUUUUUUCCGUUUCAGAAUUCAAACAGUAUUAUUUUAAAAAGAAAGGAGAGGAGAGAGUAUGUGCCUUUCAUCAGAUAAGCAAUUCAGUUUGCCACAUUGCAACCCAAGCACUGACAUUUUUUGAAAGAAAGAAGUGAUAUUUUUGUAAAAGAUAUUUGAUAAAUGCUAAUGCUCUCUCGCAACUGCUCUCAUAUGAAGUUUUUGGAAGAUCAUUUGCAUUUAUAAUUUUUAAAUCUAAGAAAAAUAUAUAAUUAGUUCA
Molecule: messenger RNA, 763 nt
Organism: Raphanus sativus (radish)
Lineage: Eukaryota; Viridiplantae; Streptophyta; Magnoliopsida; Brassicales; Brassicaceae
Product: 11-beta-hydroxysteroid dehydrogenase-like 4A
Exons: 3
Coding region: 128-448 (106 amino acids)
Source: RefSeq, a predicted model, not a curated record